Messenger RNA from Staurois parvus, 293 nucleotides. The record is from the annotation of a GenBank genome assembly. Lineage: Eukaryota; Metazoa; Chordata; Amphibia; Anura; Ranidae.
GGCCUUCAUCUCCUUAAGAACUGUUUCUUCCAUGAUGAAGAUCAGCAUGGAGUAUAUCUGAGGUACAUUUCCCGCACUCAAGGCACUAAUACACCUCCAGGGUUGUGUGGGACCCCUGAUGUACAGGAAGACAGGACUUCAGUGAGGAACAUUUCCCUCACUCAGGACAGGAAAGGGCUUCUCCCCAUGUAAGAUCUCUGAUGUUUGUGAAGAUGGGACUUCUGUGAAAAACAUUUCCCACACUCAGACAGGAAUAUGGCUUUUCACCUGUAUGCACUCUCUGAUGUUUGUAA